This is a messenger RNA of Phaeoacremonium minimum UCRPA7, 1593 nucleotides long. Its product is annotated as putative allantoate permease protein. Lineage: Eukaryota; Fungi; Ascomycota; Sordariomycetes; Togniniales; Togniniaceae. The record is from RefSeq and is a predicted model, not a curated record. Gene Ontology annotation, biological process: dipeptide transport; transmembrane transport; tripeptide transport. The transcript has 3 exons. The coding region runs from base 1 to 1593 and encodes 530 amino acids. Gene Ontology annotation, molecular function: allantoate transmembrane transporter activity; dipeptide transmembrane transporter activity. Gene Ontology annotation, cellular component: plasma membrane.
AUGCUCUGGUCCAGACGCCUGAAAGACAUUCUCACUGCUGUUACGCCCAAUAAACAUCGAUUCGAGAGAAUGGCGCCGGAAGUUACUACUGAGGCGGCUCAGUCGAGCCAUGUCGAGGCCGGUGCUGCCAUGGCUCGUCGAGUGCUUCGCAAGAUCGACUACCGCCUGAUUCCGUUGUUAUUCAUCACUUAUAUGCUCAACUUUAUGGACAAGACUAUCCUGUCGAGUGCAUCAGUCUUUGGAUUGCGCGAAGAUACAAACCUGCAAGGCCAAGAUUACAGCUGGGUCUCAUCAGUCUUUUACUUUGGCUACCUAGGUUGGGAAUAUCCGACCACUAUCCUGAUUGCAAAGCUUCCAGCUGCGCGGUACAUGACCGCCAAUACGCUCUUCUGGGGUACUGUAGUGGCGCUUACCGCAGCCUGCACGAACUAUGGCGGUUUGCUCACAGUGCGAUUCCUAUUGGGUGUGGCCGAGGCAACAAUUACCCCAGCAUUCAUGUUCAUCACAUCGACGUGGUACACGCGUGACGAGAUUCCCACUCGCACAGGCAUCUGGUUCUCCGGCAACUCAGUUGGAGGCAUGAUUGCCUCGUUGCUUGCCUUUGGUAUUGGUCAUAUCGAGGAUAAGGUCGGUCCAUGGCGGUGGCUCUACAUCAUUCUUGGUGUAGUCACCUUCCUUUGGGCCUUCGUCUUAUUCGCUCUUCUACCUGAUACCAUUUCCAGCGCCAAGUUUCUCACGCCUGAGGAACGUCAAUUCGCAGCUGAUCGAGCCGUCAUUGCGGGCACUGGUAGAACCGAGAAGACUCACUGGAAAUGGGUGCAGAUGCGUGAGGCGCUGAUGGACCCCAAGACGUGGUUUAUCUUCGGGCUAGAGAUUCUCACACAAAUCCCCAACGGUGGCACCCAGAACUUCGCAAACCUCGUGAUCAAGAGUUUCGGCUUUACGAGCUUGCAAUCAACCCUCAUAAACAUCCCAUAUUCGCUCCUUACUGCGGGUAUAAUCAUGGGUACAGGGUAUCUCUCUGGCCGUUUCAGGUCACUGAAUUGCCUCCUCAUUAUCGGUGUGGUUCUGCCCUGUAUUACUGGAAGCGCACUCAUUUAUUCACGAGAGCAUACCAGCAAAGGUGUCCAGCUGUUCGGGUACUUCUUGCUCUCAUCUGGUCCAGCUGCGAUGCCAUUGGCCCUGUCCCUGGUGCAAGCCAACACUCGUGGUGUCACGAAGAAGAUGACGGUCUCCGCAUUAUUGUUCAUUGCCUACUGCACAGGCAACAUUGCUGGACCGCAAUUUUUCAAGGCUUCCGAGGCACCAACAUACAACACGGCCUUCCGCACUAUCAUGAUUUGUUAUGCUUUGGUUGUCCUCCUGGUGCUCUGCAUGCGGUUCUACUUGCAGUGGAUGAACAAGAGACUCGCACAACGUGAAGGGUUCGAGGGAAGCGCCGGAGCUGCUGGUGCUGUAGGAGGCGGCAAGCUUGUCGAGGUGGAUGGCACUGGCAAGACGAUCGCCCAGGCUGUGAACGAUGUCGAGCUGAGGUCCGAGGAUUACGAGGAUGUCACGGAUUGGAACACAGCCGGCUUCAGAUACCGUCUGUAA